AAAAAACGGAAAGUGGUCUCAGUGGAGUAGUGGGAACGAAAAUCUUGCCUGGUGGAUUGAAGAGAUCAUGGGACAUGAGAAGUACAAAAAGCUCCUUUGAGAUGUUUUCCUGUAAUAAGGAGCAGAGGCUGGCAUGAUGGUGGAGGAAAAUAUGGGCAUAGGGUCAAAAAAAGGUUUCAUUUUAUUGAUGAGAUUAGUAAUAUAUUUCUCAGCCUGCAGGGAAAAGCCAGGAAAGAGGGGGAAAUUGAAUAUGUUGGAGGGAAAAGAGCAAAGUGUCUUCACUAGUAUUGUUUUCAUAAAAUACUCAUUAGAAAUAGGUGAACAUCUUUUUCGAUUCAUCCUUAUGGUUUUCUAUUUUGUCUAAUAAUGUACUGUGUUCCAAGAAUAAAGUUUUCUUCUCUUUGAUACCUGGGUAGAGUUUAUCAGCUACAUUUUGUUUGUAAAAAUGGCUCUGUGAGACUUGGAAACCUUAACACCAUUGAUAACAUUGUUUCUGUGAAGAAAUGUGUUAUGAGUUCUGGAAGGCCUUUGGAAUUUGGCCUGUUUAGAAGCAGGGGUCAAAAAUGACAGGGCAAGCUUGGCUCUUUGAAAAGCGCCAAAGGGCAUCUGCCCUCAUGGAGUUGGUUUACUUUCCCUCUUCCUCUCCCGUUGCCUGGAUCUCCCUUAUCCCUGCUGAUUAUUAUCUUUCAAACCAUAAGAAAGCCCUGACUCACUUAGAGCCUGUAGCUGCAAAGAGUUGAGAACCUUUCACAUGAAUGGUGUGCUUCUUUUAACCAUAGAAAGAAAACUAAGACCUCCUUAAAGCACUUUGUCUCCUACAAUAUGCUCGCCCUUGUAUAAUCAGAAUAAUAUGUUUAGCAUUGUACAUUUACAAGAACUUUUAUAAAAAGGAGGAACUCCAUCUAUUAACUCUCCAAUGUAGCUCUCACCCUCAGAGUAAAAGAUAGGCUGCUUACACUGACAUGCAUGGCCUCACUCAGGCAAUCUUCUCUCUCCCUGUACCCUUGGACUGUCCGGGGCUGACCCACUCCUAACCCCACUUCGGUUCACCACUCACUGUGCUGCAGCCACUCAUUGGAAUGCACUGCAAGUCAUAUACUAUCUCAGGGCCUUUGCACUGACCAUUUCCUCUGUUGGAAGUCUCUUAUCCCCAGGUGUUCAGAUACCCAGCUCCCACAGUUUUUUUACAUUUGUAAUAACAUUCCCUCAGCAGACAUGUCGUAGCCCAUGUAAAUUUUCCAACAGCCCCCUUGACAAAUCAUGUCUUCGGUCUUUACACUAUGUUGUUCUCUUGAGCAUUUAUUGCCAAUGUGCUGUAAAAUUUACAUUUUGUCUCAUUUAGUUUAUAGUUCUACCACUGAAAGCUAAGUUCCAUUAGAAUUGAGAUUUUUUGGUCUAUUUUGUUGACUCUUUGUAUCCUCAGCACCUAGAACAGCACUUGCCACAUUGCAGAUGCUCUAUAAAUAUGUUAGUUGAAUGAAUGAAUGAAUGGAUCAACAUUUCCUAGUUUAUCUUGAUGACAAAUCAGAAUGUUUACCUAUUAUAUUUUCUUAGAGCAAGGAACAACUAUAGGAAAGAGUGGAAACUUUUGAGAGAGAGAGAGUGAAUGAGUGUGUGUGUGUGUGUGUGUGUGUGUGUGCACGCCCACCAGCCCAUGUGCCUAUAUGUUUCCAUACACACAGUCACCAUCCCAUUCCCAAGUUAACCCCAUGCUGGACAGAUUCUCAAAGAAGUAGUGUUGUAAAGAUACAUUCAGUUCCAGGGACAGCAUAGAAGGUAAGGGGUGGUUUGAAGCACCUUGUCAGCCAGAGCCUGGGUCCAUCCCAACCUUUUUGUCUUAAUAAAUCUGGAUACUAUCCCUUCCCUCAAACUCACCCACUGUCCACCCCUGCCUCUGCCUCCCACUCCCCACGGCAGAUGCCCCAGCAGUAUUUCAAGUGGAGGAAGGCCCCGAGGGAUGAGAUGAGAAUGAUUAACUUUGGUUGAAGUUUCCUUCGAGAUUACAAUCUCUGUUUCAUUCACCCGGGAAGCACCACCAGACCCUCCUCUCCAGUUUGAGCAGAUCUUUUAUUCCCUCCCUUUUCGGUGGGGGAGGAAUGGCUCUUCAUUCCACUUUGAAAGCUUCUGUUUGCUGAGCAAAUGCUGACCACACAGAGACCUCACUUGGAGCCAGUUACUGCUUCCUUCCCUAACCAUCCCCCAGGGCCACAACCCCCACUCCCCCCACCCCAGGGGGAGAGUCUUUCUCGGGGAAAGUCUUUGAAAGCUGCCAGGAACCAACUGGUAGGAUUUUUGGAGAGGGAAUCAGGGUUUUGGAGAACAUCUUAAUCCUUCGUUUUGAAAUAAAAGCUUGUGGCUAUAACAUAAGUUUGCGUUUCAGUUCUCAGUAGUAAUACAGUUGUUCGUUGUUCAUUUUUCAUAGCAUCUGUUUACAUAGUUCUGAGUGCCUUGAUUACAGGUUUUAAUAGGGAUUAGUUGGUGCAACCCCUUUCCAUCCCAGAGCUGGGACUCUCUCCCACCCACCUCCCCUUCCAGCCUCUGUACCAUAAUGUUUAAUGUAGCCAUGCCUAGACUGAGAUUCUUUUCCUUUUGAAACAAGUAGCCUGAGGAAUUAAUGCAUAUUUUUGUUGGCACUGCAUCAAAAUUGACAUCACCGGAAAUAAUGUAUGAGUGUCGUCGUUAACUGUACAAACAGGUAUCAUUUCCUUUUUAGGUUCAGAAGUUCUCUGUAGGCUAAAUCAUUUGCAUUCAGACGUCAAUGGAAUGAGCUAAGAAAUGUUAUAGUCAUGAUUUUUGUGUCAUUAAAAGUCAUACUUAGGGCUGGAAAGACUUUCUGCAACAUUUUUGUGCAGUCUUCGAGGAUUUAAAGUAUUUUUUCACUCUUAGAUUUUCUUCAAUUUGACCCACUGUUGCAAACUCCCCUGGGACCAUAUGGAGGGCUCUUUCAUUCAGUGCUUUACGGUAAUGGUUUCAGAGUUUGGUGUUAGCUUUUGCAUUGCUGAAACUUUUCACAGCUGACUUGAUACCAGCACUCAGGCCUGACCUCUCGCUCCUUCAGCACUUCAGAGGUUAAUUUUGUUGGGGGAUUGGAUUUCUUUCCUGGGCUGGGGAAUGGUGAUCCCUGCUAGCUAGUCCUUUAGUUACAGAGUUGCUGGGUGCCUGGGAUUCCCUGGCCCAGUGUGGGCUGGCUCAGCUGGCUAAAGGACUUGCCAUCCCGUGAGAUUCAUUCAGCUUCUUUGUCCACUGUUCUCCAAGGGCCACAAUGUAGUGAAAUGCUGUGGCCUAGGAACCUUACAAGCUGGGACGACAGCAGCUCCGUCAGCAGUGGCAUCAGUGACACCAUAGACAACCUCAGCACUGAUGACAUCAACACCAGCUCCUCCAUCAGCUCCUAUGCCAACACACCCGCCUCCUCUCGAAAAAACCUGGAUGUGCAGACUGAUGCUGAGAAGCACUCACAGGUGGAGAGGAAUUCCCUGUGGUCUGGUGAUGAUGUCAAGAAAUCAGACGGAGGCUCAGACAGCGGCAUAAAAAUGGAGCCAGGUUCCAAGUGGAGGCGGAAUCCUUCUGACGUGUCUGACGAGUCCGACAAAAGCACGUCGGGCAAGAAGAAUCCCGUCAUCUCCCAGACAGGCUCAUGGCGGCGAGGCAUGACAGCUCAGGUGGGCAUCACCAUGCCAAGGACGAAGCCGUCAGCCCCAGCAGGUGCACUGAAGACCCCAGGAACUGGAAAAACAGAUGAUGCAAAGGUGUCUGAGAAAGGAAGGCUUUCUCCAAAAGCCUCCCAGGUGAAGCGCUCCCCAUCAGAUGCAGGCCGGAGCAGUGGUGAUGAGUCCAAAAAGCCCCUCCCCAGCAGCUCUAGGACACCCACUGCCAAUGCCAACAGCUUUGGGUUCAAGAAGCAGAGUGGUUCUGCCGCCGGUCUGGCCAUGAUCACAGCCAGCGGGGCCACUGUUACCAGCAGGUCAGCCACACUGGGCAAAAUCCCAAAGUCGUCAGCACUCGUCAGUAGGUCUGCUGGUCGGAAGUCAAGCAUGGACGGGGUUCAGAAUCAGGACGACGGGUAUCUGUCCCUCAGCUCCCGGACAAACCUUCAGUACCGGAGUUUGCCAAGGCCCAGUAAGUCCAACAGCCGGAAUGGGGCUGGGAACAGGUCUAGCACCAGCAGCAUAGAUUCCAACAUCAGCAGCAAGUCUGCAGGCCUGCCAGUGCCCAAACUGAGGGAGCCUUCCAAAACAGCCCUAGGCAGCUCUCUACCAGGCCUGAUCAACCAGACAGAUAAGGAGAAAGGCAUAUCAUCAGACAACGAGAGCGUGGCUUCCUGUAACUCGGUGAAAGUGAACCCAGCAGCCCAGCCUAUGUCCAGUCCAGCUCAGGCCACUCUCCAGCCUGGAGCCAAGUACCCAGAUGUGGCCUCUCCCACACUCCGCAGACUCUUUGGUGGGAAGCCUGCCAAGCAAGUGCCCAUCGCCACAGCUGAAAACAUGAAAACUUCGGUGGUCAUCUCCAAUCCUCAUGCCACCAUGACUCAGCAAGGUAAUCUAGACUCCCCGUCAGGCAGUGGCGUCCUGAGCAGUGGGAGCAGCAGUCCUCUCUACAGCAAGAAUGUGGACCUCAACCAGUCUCCACUAGCCUCCAGCCCCAGCUCAGCCCACUCGGGCCCUUCCAACAGCCUCACCUGGGGCACCAACGCCAGCAGCUCCUCCGCAGUUAGCAAGGAUGGCCUGGGCUUCCAGUCUGUCAGCAGCCUCCACACCAGCUGUGAGUCCAUCGACAUCUCCCUCAGCAGUGGAGGGGGCCCCAGCCACAAUUCUUCCACUGGCCUCAUCGCCUCCUCCAAGGACGACUCCCUGACUCCCUUUGUCAGAACCAACAGUGUGAAGACCACACUGUCAGAAAGUGACCCGCACCUUGAUAGGAACACUUUGCCUAAGAAAGGACUCAGGUAUACUCCCACCUCUCAGCUUCGCACGCAAGAAGAUGCAAAAGAAUGGUUACGGUCCCACUCUGCAGGAGGCCUGCAGGACACCGCUGCCAAUUCCCCCUUUUCCUCUGGCUCCAGCGUGACUUCUCCCUCUGGAACAAGAUUCAACUUUUCCCAGCUUGCGAGUCCCACUACUGUCACCCAGAUGAGCUUGUCCAACCCGACCAUGCUGAGGACCCACAGCCUCUCCAAUGCCGAUGGGCAGUAUGAUCCAUACACUGACAGCCGCUUCCGGAACAGCUCCAUGUCUCUGGAUGAGAAGAGCAGAACUAUGAGCCGUUCAGGCUCAUUCCGGGAUGGGUUUGAAGAAGUUCAUGGAUCCUCACUCUCCUUGGUUUCCAGCACAUCGUCAAUUUAUUCUACGCCAGAAGAAAAAUGCCAGUCAGAGAUUCGCAAACUGCGGCGGGAACUGGAUGCCUCCCAGGAGAAAGUUUCAGCUUUGACCACCCAGCUGACAGCAAAUGCUCACCUUGUGGCAGCCUUUGAACAGAGCCUUGGUAACAUGACAAUCAGGCUCCAGAGUCUGACAAUGACAGCUGAGCAGAAGGAUUCAGAACUGAAUGAGUUAAGAAAAACCAUUGAGCUGCUAAAGAAACAGAACGCAGCUGCCCAGGCUGCCAUUAAUGGAGUAAUUAACACACCUGAGCUCAACUGCAAAGGAAACGGCACUGCCCAGUCUGCAGACCUCCGCAUCCGCAGGCAGCACUCCUCAGACAGCGUCUCCAGCAUCAACAGUGCCACCAGCCACUCCAGCGUGGGCAGCAACAUAGAGAGUGACUCAAAGAAGAAGAAGAGGAAGAACUGGUUACGCAGCUCCUUCAAGCAAGCUUUCGGGAAGAAGAAGUCCCCCAAAUCUGCGUCCUCUCAUUCAGACAUUGAGGAGAUGACGGAUUCUUCUUUGCCUUCCUCACCAAAGUUACCACACAACGGGUCCACAGGUUCCACCCCACUGCUGAGGAAUUCCCACUCCAACUCUCUGAUUUCAGAAUGCAUGGAUAGUGAAGCUGAGACCGUCAUGCAGCUCCGAAAUGAGUUGAGAGACAAGGAGAUGAAGCUGACGGACAUCCGCUUAGAAGCUCUCAGUUCUGCCCACCAGCUGGACCAGCUCCGGGAGGCCAUGAACAGGAUGCAGAGUGAAAUAGAGAAGCUGAAAGCUGAGAAUGACCGGCUGAAGUCAGAGUCUCAAGGCAGUGGCUGCAGCCGGGCUCCUUCCCAAGUGUCCAUCUCUGCCUCUCCGAGGCAGUCCAUGGGCCUCUCCCAGCACAGCUUGAACCUCACUGAGUCAACCAGCCUGGACAUGUUGCUGGAUGACACUGGUGAAUGCUCGGCUCGGAAGGAAGGAGGCAGGCAUGUUAAGAUAGUUGUCAGCUUUCAGGAGGAAAUGAAGUGGAAGGAGGAUUCCAGACCACACCUCUUUCUUAUUGGCUGCAUUGGAGUUAGUGGCAAGACGAAGUGGGAUGUGCUCGAUGGGGUGGUUAGACGGCUGUUCAAAGAAUACAUAAUUCAUGUCGACCCAGUGAGUCAGCUAGGGCUGAAUUCAGACAGUGUUCUUGGCUACAGCAUUGGAGAAAUCAAGCGUAGCAACACUUCCGAAACACCGGAGCUGCUUCCUUGUGGCUAUCUGGUUGGAGAGAACACAACCAUCACGGUGACUGUCAAAGGGCUCGCAGAAAACAGCCUGGACUCACUGGUGUUUGAGUCCUUGAUCCCCAAGCCCAUCCUGCAGCGCUAUGUCUCCCUGCUGAUGGAGCACCGUCGAAUCAUUCUCUCUGGCCCCAGCGGCACUGGGAAAACCUACCUGGCCAACCGGCUGUCUGAGUAUAUGGUGCUUCGAGAGGGACGGGAGUUGACGGACGGGGUUAUCGCCACCUUUAACGUGGACCAUAAGUCCAGCAAGGAAUUGCGCCAGUACCUGUCCAACCUUGCUGACCAGUGCAACAGUGAGAACAACGCUGUGGACAUGCCCCUCGUCAUCAUCCUGGACAACCUACAUCAUGUGAGCUCUCUGGGCGAGAUCUUCAAUGGGCUGCUCAACUGCAAGUACCACAAAUGCCCUUACAUAAUUGGCACAAUGAACCAGGCUACCUCUUCGACUCCCAACCUGCAGCUUCAUCAUAACUUCAGAUGGGUGCUUUGUGCCAACCACACGGAGCCUGUGAAGGGUUUCCUUGGCCGGUUCCUGAGGAGGAAGCUCAUGGAAACAGAGAUCAGUGGGCGGGUGCGGAAUAUGGAGCUGGUAAAAAUCAUCGACUGGAUUCCCAAGGUCUGGCAUCACCUCAACCGCUUCCUGGAGGCUCACAGCUCCUCAGACGUCACCAUCGGCCCCCGGCUCUUCCUGUCAUGCCCCAUCGAUGUGGACGGCUCGAGAGUGUGGUUCACCGACUUGUGGAACUACUCCAUCAUCCCCUAUCUCCUGGAAGCCGUCAGAGAAGGACUCCAGCUCUAUGGAAGGCGUGCCCCCUGGGAGGAUCCUGCCAAGUGGGUGAUGGACACAUAUCCAUGGGCAGCCAGCCCACAACAGCAUGAGUGGCCUCCCCUGCUGCAGUUACGGCCUGAGGAUGUCGGCUUCGACGGCUACUCCAUGCCUCGGGAGGGAUCGACAAGCAAGCAGGUGCCCCCCAGUGAUGCUGAAGGUGACCCGCUGAUGAACAUGCUGAUGAGGCUUCAGGAGGCAGCCAACUACUCCAGCCCCCAGAGCUAUGACAGCGACUCCAACAGCAACAGCCAUCACGAUGACAUCUUGGACUCCUCUUUGGAGUCCACUCUGUGACAGGGGCCCGGCUGUGGAGCCCAGCGCCCUCCUCUUCUCCUUGCCCCAUUCCACCUGCAUCCCCCACAUCAUCCUGAAAAUGACUUGCUGAGCCAGCCCCCAGCCGCAGCCUUAGAGCUGCGGGAACACCAAGACCCGUCGUCCUUCAGCCUCGACCUGGGUGCAGGCAUCCCAGGUCAGCUGCCCGCGGACCGCUUCCUUCCACAGCGAGAACUGCACUACCUUCUGUUGUACUUUAAUUAUUGUUUUGCCUUGUUGCUGUGACCUCCCUAAGACACUGAAGAUACUUCUCGGGAAAGGAUUGUCGCCGUUGAAAUGAAAAGAGAGAAAAAAAAAAGAAUAGAACCUACAUGAAGCUCUGAAACCAAACAGCAUCCUGCCCGGAGCUUCCCAGAGACAGAAGAGACUGGAGCAAAGUUGGAAACACAGAGAAGCACCGCCUCCCCUCAGCACAGACCCUCCAGACAGGGUCUCAGAGCCAUGCCACCCGCCCUCCCACGCAGCCGGCCACAGGGAGAACUGGUGCUAACUAGGGUGCUUGCUUUGAUGGCGUUCAACGCACUGCAGAGAUCCAACAUGGGAAACCUUAGGAGAAAAUAAACCGCGCUUUCAUGUUUUUUAAAUGGUGCUUUCCUUACCCGAGAGGUAUUUUGCCUGUUCCAGUCCAACCUCCCCCAUUCAGGUCCAUCAGCCUCUGAUUAAUCUGUGAGAGUGAGUGAAGGAGAAAGAAUGUGAGCGAGUAGAUGUUCGACACAACAGCAUGUGUCUGUUUCCUUCUGAUAUAUGAAUGAAUCAGGUUUUUUUUUUCUGCAAACACUGUGUAUAGUGAGACUUGUUCUACUUUGGAGAACUGAUUACCUUUUGAAAAUGAGGUUGAGUUUCUCCCUUUCUGAUGCAUUGAUUUUUUUGAAGAUUUUUUUUCUCCUUCCCCUCUUGGUCAGAAUCAAUCCUUUGGUGAGAGUAAGAACCGCAGGAGCUGAGUUUUGGUUUGGUCCUGCUCAGUUUUGGUUUUUAGUUGUCCAUCCUCACAGUCCUAAACCCUCGCCGCCUCCUGCUAGGGCUGGGGGCAUCUGUGCCCUUUAAAAUGGAUGAGGACCCGGUCCUCGACAUGUGGGUGAGCCAUGGACCUUGUCUUCCCUUCUCGUCCUUGAGGGUUUAGAACACACACCUACACCUCAAGCGUCCCCGCCCCAGCUUCCGGUGGGGUGAUGAGGUCACCCCGCAAAAAACUUGCACUUUCCUCAGAACCAACAUGACGCAGCUCCACAAGGGUGAGAGGGGUCACCCCUCCCAGAAGCCCCGUCUGGAUGAGCCUUGCCUGACCUCUUCGGUGCUGACCUUCCCAAAGUGAUGCCUUACUGGUUUUGUACUAACUGUGUUUCAUUUUACAUAAGUGUCGUGCCUGCCUGGGGUUUGUUUUUUUGUUGUUGUUGUUUUUCCCACUGAAGCAAACAGGGCUAAAAAGUCAUCUAUUCAUUAGGAGAACUCAAGUUGCUGUGACUUUUCUCAUCCAAAAGACUCAUUUGUGUGGAUGCGUGACCAUGGGAAAAAGAAAAAAAAAAAAAGAUCCUUUUUUUUUUUUGGUUCUUAUAAGUCUCCAGCUGACAACCUGACUGGACAGUGAUCUGUCUCGUGCAGGAGAAGGCAAAGUUUCUACAAGUCUACGUGACCUUGCUGAUACUUGCUCCAAUAGAAACCCAGUCUGCUGUGUCUUCAACAUAGUGGUAUUUUCAUUACGAAGUACGGACAAUUUUUGAGUUGUUUGUUUCUGUUUUAUAAAGAGAAUCUUUAUUGGACACCAGUAAGGGUGUCUCUGUUUUAAUGAUCAGGGUUUUUAUUCCAUCUUUUGCAUUUCUAUUUCUGAAGGUUUGUCUCUUGGCAUCUUUUCUUAGUUUCUUACCAUAAGAGUUCGACCCAAAACUGCUCACUUCACAUUGGGUGACACUAUGUUCUUCCUCUUUGAAAAGAAAAGGGGAAUGUGUCCCACUAACUGAUGAAAGGAAAACCUUUCAACACUAUCCCUGCUUUAAUCUCAGCAAACUCAGGCUAUUCUGCUUAGCCCUCAUCAGUCAUCUGGGUGUGAGUGUGUCUUGUUCUCUUUUUGUUCUUAAUAAGACUUUCAAACCAUAUAUUUAGCCUGUGACCAGGGGGCCAAACCCUGAGACUUCUGGUAACCCUGAAGGGUGGCCCUCCUCAGACCAUUUAUCUCCCAGCAAUGACGCUAUAUUCUCGUACUGUGAAUUUAGGAGGAGGUCAAGUUGACGUCUCCUUGUGGGCAGUUUUCCAAUCACCUUGUGAGUAGACACCUGCCAAUAUUGUUUGAAACCUUUUUAAUAUGACAUCCUCUCUUGUCGUUCAUUCUUUUCUCCCCUGUCCCACAGACUUCCCUCCCACUGGGUCCAGGUUCAGAUCCAAGAUUUCUGUACCUGGUGCUGCCUGAUUGGUGAACAUUGACUUCAAGUAGCAUAGCCCUUGUGUGAUUCACAACUCCGUGUCCUUCCUAAAGCUUCGGGAAGCAGGGUUGUCUAAUAUGCACAUUUCUUAUUUUGGUCAUAUUUUUACUUUAGUGUCACUCACCUUGGAUAAAGUGACUUUGUACUCAUUUAGGGCUCUAUCGGAAAUGCUUCCAUUUUGCCUUUUUCUACAGUUAGGCCAAUUUUGAAAUGUAUAAAUUCUAUGCAACAUUUAUGUUGAGUUACCAAUGGAAGCCAAACGCUCUCUUCCCAAACUGCCAAGAAUGAUACAGGCCAUACAUGAGAUGGGAAUACGUUUUAAGAUUCGUUGGGGGUGGGGUGGGAGUGGGACAGGAACAAGACUUGCCUAGACCUUCGUUGUAUCUUGGGGACUUUUACUUUGUUGUUUGAUGCUUACACUUCAAAAUUCUCUGUAUUCAAAUUUGAUUGUGGCGAAUCUACUUCAAAAAGGAAAGAUAAUCCAACUUUGUGGAUACUGAAUGGAAGGUUUGCUGUUUUGAUCUAGUUUCCAGUGGAGCAGUUUAUGAAAUAUGUUCUAUAAGAUGUACAUUUUUUCAUUGUAACAUAGAAAUUGUAAAUAAUUGAUUAAAGUGCUGCAUUUUGAUGAA
Sapajus apella (tufted capuchin) is the source of this 10836-nucleotide messenger RNA. RefSeq names its product neuron navigator 2 (gene NAV2). Gene Ontology annotation, molecular function: ATP binding; ATP hydrolysis activity; protein binding. The transcript has 27 exons. The coding region runs from base 3273 to 7754 and encodes 1493 amino acids. Gene Ontology annotation, biological process: neurogenesis; nervous system development. The record is from RefSeq and is a predicted model, not a curated record. NCBI's taxonomy places the organism in Eukaryota, Metazoa, Chordata, Mammalia, Primates, Cebidae.